Molecule: messenger RNA, 660 nt
Organism: Hevea brasiliensis (rubber tree)
Lineage: Eukaryota; Viridiplantae; Streptophyta; Magnoliopsida; Malpighiales; Euphorbiaceae
Exons: 4
Coding region: 1-660 (219 amino acids)
Source: RefSeq, a predicted model, not a curated record
AUGAGUGUGAGAAAAGCUUUAAUUAAAGAAUGCCUAACCACAACCCUUGUGUUGACAUUGCCUGUAAGUAGAGAAGGAUAUACGGUGUACUGUGAUGCUUCUAGAGUUGAGUUAGGGUGUGUCUUAAUGCAGCACGAUAAAGUAGUGGCUUAUGCUUCAAGACAGUUAAAGAAGCAUGAGCAGAGCUAUCCCACUCAUGAUCUAGAGAUGGCAGCUAUAGUUUUUGCAUUAAAGAUUUGGAGGCAUUAUCUGUAUGGUAAAGCGAAUGUGGUCGCAGAUGCCUUGAGCAGGAAAUCUUCUAGCAGCCUGGCACAUAUAUCAGUAGAAAGGAGAUCAUUAAUUCGAGAGAUACAUGAGUUGAUGGAUCAGGGUCUGCUCUUGGAUAUGACAGAUGCAGGUGCACUUUUGGAUAUCCGAGUGCCAGAUGUGGACAACCUCAGAAAUGAGAUUAUGCAGGAGGUGAAGUUUGAACAUCAUAGGCCAUCAGGAAAGCUACAGGAGAUUCUCAUUCCAGAAUGGAAGUGGGAAAUGAUUAUUAUGGACUUCAUAAUUGAGUUGCCUCGUACCACACGGGGAUAUGAUUCUAUAUGGAUGAUUGUGGAUCAUUUGACUAAGUCCACUCACUUCUUGACUGUGCGGACCACUUAUUCUGUUGCCUAA